AUGGAUCACGCGUGGCGGAAGUGGAUGUGGACGGUGCAGGAGAUUGUGCUGGCUAGGUCUGCGAAGUUGACAUGCGGGGGGAAGUCAGCCUCCUGGGGUUACCUCGGUGAAUCGACGGCGUUUGCGCUCGAGGUCCCGCGUUUCAAUACGAGGCUCAGGUUCGGGAGGCCAAUAGACGAGGCCGUGUUCGACGAGACCACCGCCGGUGAUGAUGCCGGCCGCAAUGUCCCGAGGUUGUUCGAGGACGAUACUGUGUUAGAGAUAGAAGGGGUGUCGGUAGAUCAGGUUGAGAAGUUAGGCGACGCGUGUCCAAGCUUCGCUGCGGGCUAG
Messenger RNA from Lasiosphaeria miniovina, 330 nucleotides. RefSeq lists its product as uncharacterized. The coding region runs from base 1 to 330 and encodes 109 amino acids. The record is from RefSeq and is a predicted model, not a curated record. Lineage: Eukaryota; Fungi; Ascomycota; Sordariomycetes; Sordariales; Lasiosphaeriaceae. The transcript has a single exon.